UAUGUGGUAAUUUUAUAGCUGUUUAUACCUGGUAGCACUUUACAAAGUAUAGGUAGUUUUGGUAUAAAAUAAAAUGUGUUCGGAAAGUGGAUUUAUGACAAGAUGUAGUAGAAUGAACGUUGAAUCUUUAUAAGAAUUAGCGUCACCUUUUUUUAACUUGAGCAAGUUCAAAACGUCAGAGUUAUUUUUCAUACUGCAACAUAUCAAUAGUAUAAGUUGUGUUUACUUUUUGGUUAACACCUCAUUCCUUCUCAAUACAACAAAAUUUUGAGUAAGGGAUAACAGGUUUUUUUUUGACUCAAAAAAUCUUGCGAAAAUCACAUUUUACAGUAGCUAUUUUGAUAUUAUUUUUUGAUUGUUUAUAUUCAAAAUAAAUGAAUUUUUAUUAAACAUAUCGCUAAACCAUCAAUGUUACUCAAGAAUUUUUCGGUGCUACCCACUACCGACGUUUGCAAGCGUGAAUGUUCAAAUAAUUCAAUGUCCGCUCAUAAUUAUUCUUUAGAGAUUCUUUUGGAUCAAGAAGAUAUUCUGCAACAAAUUCAAAUGAAUAGUGUCAUUGCUGACUUCGUAUUACUCCCUACGACAUUGUAUCGCCUUGUUGCAUAUUGCACUCAACUUCCCUUACCAAAUGCUUCUGAAGCAGAAUGUUUUCGAUAUCCUUUUUUGUCUUGCGAAUUGUUGUGUACUGAAUCACCCUCAUUUUUAAUGCGGUUCUUUGACAAUGAUUGCGCACAUGUUUUAGAAGCUUUAUGGAAUUUUUUAGCACCUGAGAAAACAAAAAAACGACGCUUCUGUUCUUCUUGUAGAUCAACAAGUUCUUCAAAGUCCUCUUAUUUGAAUACAAGAAGACGUCACUCUUUAGCAGAUACUAACAUUAGUAAACCCUAUAAUUGGACAAGCACAAGAAAAACAAGUUCUAAAGCCGUGAAUGAUCCUAUUCUGUGUGGUUACUUUAGUCGUAUUGUUGCGGCAAUGUAUCACCAGCAGGCUGGUUUGCUAACUGUUUACCUGAAGAAAAAAGAGUGGAUUUUACGUCAAUUGCUUCUAUGCUGUCACCAACGCGCUAUAGCAGACUUAGUUAGCGGAUUCCUUUUACAAGACACAGUUUCGUUAACACUUUAUCAUCCAUCAAGAGUUAUGCUAGCUCUCUUAGUGCUUAUAAGAGAAGAUGCUUUAUUUCAAGAAAGUGAAUUAUCAAUGGAUUUGUGUUUCCGGAGGCAAGAAAAUAUUUUAUUUAUUUUGGAGCAAAUUUUAUUCUUAGAAAAUGAUGGGGAGUCUUUUUCCCUUCACCGCAAAAAUUUACAUUUCGAAAAAUACAUUUUAUCUUUAACAUGUCCGACAGCAUGCAAAAUUUUUUUACAAUGUUUGACGACUUUUAGUGUUAUAACCAUAAAGGUGAUUGUUAGAAUUCUAUCUUUGUUAAACUCUGUAACUCGAUAUCUGAGGAAUAAAAGUUUAAACAAACAAACUUUGUGUUCAUCAAGUGAUCAACACAGUUCUAAGCAGUCGUUUUUUUUUAAAACUUUUUUCUCAAAACCUCUAGGAUCCUAUUCCUUGACUUCUUUUUUAGAUAGCGAUUCCAAUGAAAAAAAUACAAAAACUAGCCUACCGUUGAAUGAUACGGAUUGUGGCAAUGAAGCCUGUAAAAGCGUUUUUGAUAAAUCUAAUGACACAGUAAAGGAUUCAUUAAAUGGAAAUAUUUUGUUUAAUGAAGCUAUCAAAAAUAUUUUCAGGUAUGAAACUUCUCGUGAUUUUAAAAUAUGGAAGUAUAACCCGGAUGUUUUGUUUUUGAAACCCUGUUUAUUGAUGUAUCAUAACGAGAAGGCAUGGAACCACAUUCCAGAAGAACUUGAAGUUUUGGCACAUUGUUUUUUUUUGGAAAAAUGGAUUGCCCCAUUUUUUCAAAUUAUAUUCCAAAAUAUAAAUAAAAAUUUGAGUGAACGAGAAAACGUUGUAAAAAAACUAAACCAAUCUGGAAUCGGUAGCAAAAGUUCCAAUUCAACAAGUGGCGGUCAUAACAGUGACGAUGAAGAGUGUUCUAUAACAAUGCCGACAAAAACUAAUAAAAUGGAUUCUUCAAAAGCGUUGUUUUUUGAUACAACAGUAUUGUUGCCAACACAAGAUAGUCAAAAAGAUGCCGAGAUUUUUAAGAUCCACCCAGUUGACCAUCUCUCUAGUAAUUAUCAUAAGAACAUUACGGGUUUCGAAGAAAACCUGUCAAAAGAAAGCCAAUCGCUGUUUCAAAACGAUGAGAAGAUAUUGUUGGAAUGUACUCAAAACACCGAAAAUGUUUUUAUAAACGAUUCCAGGGAUCCCCAUACUAUGAUUAAUGGAACUAUGCAGCAUGAAAAAAACAAUUCGAUUUCAAGAACACUCAAAAGCUUAAAUUUUUUUCUAGAUAACGACAAUCAAAACAUGAAACCCAACACUAACAAAACAACGAAUUUUCUAGUCCAUUUGCCUUAUGGAGCUUAUCCCCGUAUCGGCAUUGAAUGUAUUAGUAUUCUUAAAUUAGCUACCAUUUUGCUGCAGGGCACAAAAGAGUCGAGGUUACUGAUCGCUACACCAAUUUUUCUAAACACACUCGUCCGUUGGUUUGUAAUGAAUCAUUGGAACACUGCAUUACAUAUAGCCAUUGCUGAAAUUUUCCAGUCAAUUGUUUUAAUGGAAAACCCAUUGCAAAAAAUUGAAGUACUUUUGCAACCCGAUUCACGUUACACAGUUCAAACUAAAGACAAUGUUAAAGAGGAAAGACAAUGUAGUGAACAUAUCCUGACUGUUUUGCUGAUGAAGACCCAUUUGUUGUCACAUAUGACGGACAUUAUUAAAAACUACAAACAAGUGCGUAUGGAAAAAAAUAUUCAUAUUCGUCGAAAAAAACAUACCAACUUUAUAAAAGGGUCUUUCAUCCAUACGCUUCACCUUGCGUCAUUAAUAUGUAUCAAAACGCAUGAGUAUCCUAAGGAGUUACAGGAUUUUUUGCGACUAAUUCCAGAGUGGUCUGAUGUUAUAGAUGAAGUCUUACGGUUUUCAAAUACGUUGAGGGUGCCGCUAGGAGGUGAGGCCCCCAAAGUCGAGAAUGAAUCGUUAAAACGUCAAGAGUAUAUACUUCCUCUUGGUUUAGGAUGUUGGAUUCCCGGUUACAAAAGAUUAAGUAACAAACAAGAGGGUUGUCUGGGUAGGCACAUUGAGAAAAAUAAAUUAAAUUUGGAUUUGAAGGCUACAGAAGAGUCUAAUUUAUUUAGUGAUGCAUUCAAAAAAGAACAAGGGUGUGAACGACAAAUUGACGACACUUAUGUGAAUGUUAACAGCUGUAAUAAUAAGAAUUUUAUUUUCAAGAAAUCAAGUAGCCAUGAAGAGUGUGGAAUUGAUCUGAUCAGACAUUUAAAUAAUGACAUGGUUUCUCACAAGUCAAACGAUGAUGGUCAUUUAUUAAAACGAACAGUUCCUAGUAAUGUGUGCGAUUCCACUAAAAUUAGUAUGAAUACUUCUUUUCUUCAUCCGCCUACUCUAAAAUCGUUCGACGCAGUACAAAUGGAAGAUAUGGUUCGUAGUAAGGAUUUUAAUUUUCUUUCUUCAGCAACAUGUACAGAUUCAGUAGAUGAUUUAUCAUUUACAAUCGAGUCGAUAUCAUUUACAAAACCAUUAGAUAGAUGGCUAGGUGAUUUAAGACUUUCUUUUCAUCAAAAAGAGAAUUCGGAUGACUCUUACUUGAUUGAUUUAAUGUCACGCAAUGUUUCAGUAGCGCAAGCACCUAUAACAGAAAAUCAAAAAGAUUCCUAGUUCCUUUUUUUUAUUUGUUUUCUUUGAUCUUUUUUUUAACUUUAAGAAGCGAUUUUUUUUUAAAAUAUACAAUAAAACCUUUGUGCUAUACACAAGUUUAUUAAAGUUGAU
Messenger RNA from Hylaeus volcanicus, 3894 nucleotides. RefSeq lists its product as uncharacterized. The transcript has 20 exons. NCBI's taxonomy places the organism in Eukaryota, Metazoa, Arthropoda, Insecta, Hymenoptera, Colletidae. Gene Ontology annotation, molecular function: protein phosphatase binding; protein phosphatase regulator activity. The record is from RefSeq and is a predicted model, not a curated record. Bases 409 to 3783 code for a protein of 1124 amino acids.